CACAAAAGGCAGUCACUUACAUCAAAACUCAGAGGAACAAGGGGCUGGCGGUUGCGAAAUCACUGCUACUUUCCCGACUCAAUUCUAAAUGUUGAGGAGUGGUCGACAGGAGGAUUAAAGAGGACUUUCUACUGUUCAUCUCCCACUGAUUGUAGUCACCUCCAUACCCUGGGCUCCAGGGCGCCAGCUGAUACACUUAUCUCAAGGAACAAAGGUACCCUCCCCUAAAGGUGAUGGCGGUGUCCAUUUCCAGGGAUCUGUCAGUGCAUGUCCUCCACGAUGUGAAUGCUAGCAAGCUGACCGACAGACAGCAGGCCCUGCGUGCCAGUGUCCAGAAAGGAGAGCCUAAAUGUCUAGGGGUCUCUCAGGUGAUGUUGGGUGUGAUGGUAAUGUCCUACUCCAUUCCUCUCAUUUUCACUGAGAUCACUGAGGUGGUCAGGCUGGGAGUGCCUUGGUGGAGUGGCCUGUCGUUCAUCAUAUCAGGAGUGGUCGCUAUUGUUGUAGAGAAACACUGCAGCAUGAAAACUGUGGGGCUGUGUAUAGGGGUGAGUGUGGUGUCCAUUGUGCUGUCGGUUGUGGCUUUGAUUGUCUACUCUGUGGACUUGGAGAAGAACCCUGAGUCUCAGUGUGUCCUCCUGUACAAUCGCAGCUGUGAUGAGAAAUACUAUGCCGUGAGGCUGAGCAGAGGAGUGAAGUCGUCCCUUCUUCUUUUCACCUUGGUCCAGACAGUCAUCUCCUCCACUCUGUGCUACCUUCUCUACACGAAGAGACGCAGCUUCGGACAGUAUGCUUCUCUUAAUGAAGGUGCUCCAGCAACCCCCACAACAGUCACACCCCCAGACAUGAACUGAUCAGUUACUUGACCAGGCAAUCAUCUGUCUUUGAUGUGACUGUUCACCCAACGUCAAGACGACUGGUCAUCUUUCAUCGAGGUUACUGAUCACUUAUUGUUCAAGUUUUCAUCUUUUCACAUGCCUGCCAGUUUCCUGUUUGAACUCUGAGAACUGACCAUUGUGCUACCUGAGGGUGCAGAUUAGUGAGAUUGAAGCGUAUCUGCUUUCAUGUGCCGUUCUUAUGAAUGCCUGUCAAAUCCCUGAAUAUUGGAUUAUUGGUGCAGUUCGGCCAGAUAACUGAAAGCACCUGUGACCAAUAGAUGUACAAUAGAAGGAUGGAAGGAAGAAAGAGGAAGAACAAAAGCUAGAGGGGAAGGAAGGAAAGGUGAUAUUGUGCCUAAUAUUGGCAUAUUGUUUUAGUCAUACCAGAUUAUUGAUCAACUUGAAGGGGAAAUGAGGGAAGGAAGGAGAGAGGUCGUGAAGAAAUAAUUGAAUGAACAAUUAAAUGAACCAACAAAAAUCUAAGACAAAAGAUUACCCUGCACCCAAAAUAAAUAGGGAUUUUGAGACAUAAUUGAUUAAGCUGUCACAGACUCAUGCCACUUUCUUAAUUCACAGCCAUGAAAUAAUAUCUUAUCUUAAAAGUCUUAAUGUAUUCUAGAUUAUUCUUAUUCAGAGAAAAAAAAGUUUGUACUGAAGUACAUGAGCCAUCUUUUGACUGUUCCUUUUUCUGUUGAUUUUAUUUGAACAUUUUGGAUGGCAUAGCAUGGUGUUGGUGUGAAAUGGCUUUUUCUCUUACAGUUCCGGGAGGAAUGUGACACUAAGUAUGCACAGUUUUAUAAUUCAGUAUGUUUACACAAAGUUACUCACAAGAGAUAUGCUCAUAAAUGUUUUCCUAAAUCUUUGAUAUAGUUUUGUAUAUUUUUAUUAAAUAAAACCAUGUAUCUGAAUGUAUGUAUAUAACUAUGAAUAUGUAAAUUAUAUACAUUGUGUCU
Molecule: messenger RNA, 1828 nt
Organism: Myripristis murdjan (pinecone soldierfish)
Lineage: Eukaryota; Metazoa; Chordata; Actinopteri; Holocentriformes; Holocentridae
Gene: tmem176
Product: transmembrane protein 176
Exons: 7
Coding region: 234-851 (205 amino acids)
Cellular component (GO): membrane
Source: RefSeq, a predicted model, not a curated record